Messenger RNA from Trypanosoma theileri, 2946 nucleotides. RefSeq names its product lysosomal alpha-mannosidase precursor. Lineage: Eukaryota; Euglenozoa; Kinetoplastea; Trypanosomatida; Trypanosomatidae. Gene Ontology annotation, biological process: mannose metabolic process. The transcript has a single exon. Gene Ontology annotation, molecular function: carbohydrate binding; alpha-mannosidase activity. The record is from RefSeq and is a predicted model, not a curated record. The coding region runs from base 1 to 2946 and encodes 981 amino acids.
AUGUGUUCAACAAGCAUUAUUAUUUUUGUUGUUGUCAUACUUCUUCCUUUUUCCUCACAUGCAAAGAUCACGGUCCAUCUUGUGCCGCAUACACAUGAUGACUUGGGGUGGCUAAAGACAGUGGAGCAGUACCAGUAUGGUCUUAACAACAGCAUCCAGUCGGCGAAUGUAAACAUCGUUAUCUCGAGUGUUGUUGGUGGUCUUUUGCUGAACCCCGAGCGUCGGUUCACUUAUGUUGAGAUGGGCUUCUUCUCGCGUUGGUGGGCGGAGCAGCCGGCCCCCACGCGUGCCGCCGUGCGUACGCUUGUCGCUGAGGGGCGCCUGCAGUUCGCGAACGGCGGGUGGUCGAUGCACGACGAGGCGGCCGCUCACGUGCUCGACAUGAUCGACCAGACAACGUUGGGGCACCGCUGGCUGCAGCGCGAACUCGGCGUCGUCCCCCGCGUCGGCUGGCAGGCGGACGCCUUCGGCCACAGCGCCACUCAGGCGGCAAUCCUCACCGCACGCGCCGGUCUCAUCGCCACGUAUUUUGCCCGCGUGGACUACCAGGACUACCGCCACCGCGCCGGCACAGGCAGGAGACAGUUCUGGUGGAAGCCAAGUCCCUCACUCCCACAUCUACGCGUCUUUGCAGAGAUUAACCUUAGAGAAACGUACUGCACACCACCAGACUUUUCCUGGGAUAUAUUGAACUACUGGCCAGACUCAAAUGACACUACAUGUUCAAAAACCAUUGUGGACGACAAUAAAUCAGAAUGCUACAACGUCCCACUCAUACUAAAACGCUUUAAAGCAGAGGUGCGACGUAAUAUAAAUGCAACACGUGGCAAACACAUUAUGUGGACCAUGGGUUGUGAUUUCACCUACUUUUCAAGCGCUUUAUGGUAUGAGAAUAUGGAUAAAUUGAUUAAACUCGUUAACGAUGAUGGGGAAUUUUCAGUACGCUACUCCACACCAUAUGAAUAUACACUUGCAAAGUUGAAGGAAGCAGAAGAAGGUCUUUUGUAUGAUACCAAGAGAGAUGAUUUCUUUCCAUACGCGAGUGCUCCACAUCAAUUUUGGACAGGCUACUUUGCAUCACGACCUACUUUAAAACGAAUUAUACGUAAACUGAGUGGUUAUUGGCUCGCUGCACGGCAAGUGGAGUUUUUUGCGGCAAUUCCCUCAGGUGAGGUACCAUUGAUAAGUGAUGCCCUUGGUAUUGCACAACAUCACGAUGCUGUUACUGGUACCGCGAAACAACAUGUUACAUUUGACUAUAUUAAGAGACUUAUAAACGGUUAUGAGGAUGAUAUGGUGAAUCGUCUACGCCGAGCAUUUGCAUCCGAACCUUUUGCCAUUAGUAAUGUACAACACUGUCUUUUAUCAAAUGUUUCAGUGUGUCCGGCAACAGCUGUAGGAUUUGCAAAGCGUGAUGAUGUGAUCACUGUUAUCGUGUGGAACCCAAAUGCUCAUCCUGUUGCAAACAGUCUUGUAAAGAUUCCCGUUCCGAUAUCUAAUGUUCUUGUAACUGGGGAUGGUAUUCGUAAAUACAGUGUCUUUGAUUCCCCCGUGGAGGUUAGUGAUUAUUCAAAUAGAAAUGCGGAUCGACUACCCUACACACUUGCCAUAAAUUUACAAUUGAAGCGUUUUGCAGUGUUAAAGGUUGUCAGAGAACCUGUUUUCUCCUUUUCUGCAUCUGGUAUAUUUCCAUUAUCAGCAAAGGCGCAAAGUAUACGUUCGAUAACGGAAAUAUCUAAUGAUGAUCUUCUCUUAACAUUUAGUGAUAAUGGUUUGCUUGAGCGUGUUACUGUACGAAAGACUGGGCAAACUGUAAAAGUAGUACAGGAUUGGUGCUAUUAUAAAAGCAAUUCAGGGGACAUCGUAGACCGUAUGUCAGGUGGUGCAUAUAUUAUGCGUCCUGUCACUAACGGCACAUGUGAUCCAAUUACAAAUUCUCCAGUGAAUAUACGUCUUGUGGACUCAACCAUUGGGAUUGUGGAACAGCAUUUUGGUAACGGUCUUGUGCAACGAAUGACACUUCGCGGAGAUGUUGUUGAUUUGGAGUUUACUUCCUUUGGUAUUCCAAUCGAUGAUGGAUUUGGCCGCGAAUUGGUUGUGCGAUUUCGCACCUCUGUUGAGAAUAGGGAUACAUUCUACACUGACAGUAACGGACGUGAGAUGCAGAAACGACGCAUAAACUACCGUAAUGAUUUUCCCUUUGUACAAACAGAGUCAGUGGCUGGAAAUUACUACCCAGUGACAUCGUUGAUUUUUAUUAACGAUACAAAUACACAGUUCAGUGUCUUUCCAGAUGCUUCAAUGGGUGGUGCAAGUCUCCAGAGUGGUGAAGUGCUUCUCACAGUGCAUCGGCGCCUUCUUCGGGAUGAUGAUAAGGGAGUAGGGGAACCGCUGAACGAAACUGAAUUUAUCACGAGCUACAAAGGAUGUGUCUAUUCUCGACUGAAUUGUGGCCGUCAUUACGGCGCACCACUGCAUGUCCGUGGAACACUCUCUUUUGCAGUGACAAAGAGUGGCCCAACAGCAAUGCGUCGUGUGCGUGAACAGCAGGAUGAAAAGUACUAUGAACCACUUGUAUUGUACUCAUCUGCAUCGUCAUCGUCACCGUUUUCAUUAUCCUCAUUAAAAAAAAGGAUGAAUCUUAAAAUUGACUUUGGAACUGCUUUACCUCCAAGUCUACAGAUUCUUACAAUGCAACUUUUUGACAAUCAAACGCUUCUCUUACGUCUUGGACACCGAUAUGCCGUUGGUGAGGAUCCUGAACGCUCUGUAGAUGUGAAAGUGGAGUUGUUGGCACUGAUAGCUAAAGUACCAUGGUGUACUGUUAGUAGUGUUGAUGAGGUUUCGUUAACAACAGUUGAAGUGGUAAAAACCGACGUAAAAACCGUGACAAUAAGUCCAAUGGACAUACGCACCUUUGUCUACCAUCUGAAAUCACUAAAAUAG